AUGGCGGGAAACGUCAAAAUUUCCGACACGAAAGAUGGCAUAGGAAACACUUCGCCCCUUCUGUACAUUGUUCCUCAAAGAAUUCAAAAGAGGCGAUAUCAAGACCUAAGGAACGCAGCAUUGAAAAGAAAAUUAAAACUUGCUGAUACAUACAGGCCAGAAGUGACGCACAUUGUGACAGAGUUUAAAACUCAGGAUCAGCUAUUGCGCUGUUUAAAGCUGGAAAAAGAUGAUUUGAGUAAAAACUGUGAGAUGUUGACAAUGACCUGGUUCACUGACUCCAUGAAAGCAGGACAGCCAGUGGAGAUUAAGGACAGGCACAGGCUACAGGCAGAUACAGCAGCAAAAAUGGAAGAGUCAGAGGAGAAUACUGCUUAUGUGAAAACUGAUCACAUAGCUGACUGGGCCUGUCAAAGGGUGACCUGUUUACAGCAUCACAACUCUAGGUUUACAACAGCCUUGGAAGUGGUCCAGUGUCACGCAGAGCUGCGAGACAGUGAGCAGGAUUACUCUCGAGCUCUCGCAUUUCGCCGUGCCUCCUGUGUUCUCAAAAGCCUGCCGUUUACGGUGACCAAUAUGAACCAGAUCAUAGACCUGAAGGACUUGGGGGGACACAGCAAGAAAAUUAUCAAGGAUAUUUUAGAAGAGGGAGCGUCAGAAGAAGUCGAGAAGAUCAGAGAAGAUGACUGGUUUCAGUUGAUGAAGGAAUUUACAUCUGUAUUUGGCAUUGGACCAUCCACGGCUAAAAGGUGGAUUGAGAAAGGCUGGACAAGUGUGGAAGAUGCUCGAAGAAACAUUCACAACUUUUCUGAUUGGAGGGUAGUUUGGGGACUGGCAUUCCACACAGACCUGACAACAGAAGUGAGUCGUACUGAGGCUGAUUUCAUCCUUAGUUUAGUCACCAGAGAGGUACAAAGUCUGCUACCAGGAGCUAUUGUGGAAUUAACCGGAGGCUUCAGAAGGGGUAAGCCAAAAGGCCAUGAUGUUGAUUUGCUGAUAACACACCCUGUUGAAGGAGAAGAACAGGGACUUCUGGGAAAUCUGCUGCAGCGACUGGAGAGCCGAGACGUUGUGCUCUGCGGAAAUUUGGAACGCUCUACAUAUACAGACGCCGCUAUGGAAAAAGAUUUUAAAAUCAGUGCGCGUGGCCAGUUAGAUCACUUUGAAAAAUGGCUGGGGAUUAUUAAAAUAUCUAAAAAUCAUAAUACACUGCAGCCAUUAUCAGGCGAUGCUUAUGUGGAUACGUCAUUGGCAAAAGGAGAUACCAGCGAGAUCAAGGGUGAUCUGCCGCUAAGUGGCAAUCUGGACAUAGAUACCUACGCCUCAAAGCCAAAACGUCAGAAAGUUAACCCCGACGGUCAAACCUCUCUUGAACUUGCAGACUCGAAACGAGACUGGUUGGCUCGUCGUGUGGACCUGAUUAUCUGUCCUUAUAGUCAGUUUUUUUAUGCGUUGGUGGGCUGGACGGGCAGUAAACAGUUUAACAGGGAUCUACGUCUGUAUGCGGCAAAGAAGUUAGACAUGAAACUUACAAGCCAUGGAUUAUUUGACCAUGCAAGGAACACUUCCAUACCAGCAUCCAGUGAGAAGGAGGUGUUCGACCAUCUGAAGUUAGAGUACAGGGAACCCUGGGAGAGAAACUGCUGAACUGUCCGUCCUUAUGGCAGUAUGUAAAUCGUGUAGGAUUUGUCCCCUUCCUUCUUCCUCUUCCAGAAGGCAGUUACUUUCUGUCUGCUGGAUUUGAACUGCUAUGGAAGAGCUUGCAAAAAAGACUUUCUUCCAAUUCCAGAAGCUACAAAUCAAGUUAACCUCAAGAACAGGGAUUAAUAACUAUGUACAAAGGGAAGCAAAUCUUGUAACUGAUGUCAUAGCCGUGCCCUCAACCAACCAGAAUAACAUACACAGUAUCACCCAUGGUUAUUCAUAAUUACCUGUAAUUUUUAUCGAAAUAGAAUGGAAGGCCAUCACUGAGUUCAAGUCCAGUUUAUGCUGGCUUCCUCUUCGACUGUAUGUGGGAAGGUCUGUCAGCCCGAGCUCUGCCUGGUUUCCUCCCAAAAUAAUGCUGGCUGCCUUCGUAUAAGUGAAAUAUUCUUGAGUGCGGCGUAAAACGCCAGUCGAAUAAAUAAAAGAAUGGAAGGCACUACUGUUCCAUGAGAUGAAAGUUUUGCUUCCCUUUGCGGAAGGCUUGCAAUGUUCAUUGCAUUCAGAUGUGUUAAGACAUUCAUCAUUGUUAUUUUGUCAUAUUGCUGCAGUAUUAGCUAAUAUUUUACAGCUGUCCCACUCCAAACACGUUAGAAUGUAAUAAUAACAGAAAUGCAUAUGGAACUUUUUUAAAAGAAAUUAAGCUAUUAUAAUGGAUGGUAGGAAAAUAAUAGAAAUGUCAGGGGAAAAAAAAAUUAAUCAUGCAUUUUAAUACCAAACUAAGAGAAUAGUACAUCAUUUUUAUGACUAUAAUUAUACAAGUUAUUAAACAUCACAAUUUAUAUAGUAAGUAGAAUAGAUGUGUAUGUAAAGUUUGUAUUCACAUGAAAAAUGCACUUUUAUUCUGUUCCAUCAGGUCAUUGUCUUUUGUAUAUUUUAUCUGUAACUAACUCUCCUGUUCACUUCUUUGUCAGA
Molecule: messenger RNA, 2616 nt
Organism: Liolophura sinensis
Lineage: Eukaryota; Metazoa; Mollusca; Polyplacophora; Chitonida; Chitonidae
Product: DNA nucleotidylexotransferase-like
Exons: 9
Coding region: 1-1647 (548 amino acids)
Biological process (GO): double-strand break repair via nonhomologous end joining
Cellular component (GO): nucleus
Molecular function (GO): DNA binding; DNA-directed DNA polymerase activity
Source: RefSeq, a predicted model, not a curated record